GGGGCGCGCCGGCGGGAGCGGUCGCAGUCGCGCGCGAGCACGGCGAGGGGGCGCGCGCAUCGGAGCACGUGCAUGGCGCGUCUGACUGAAUGCCUCGCGCCCUCGGGGAAUGGCUUCGUCCGAGGAAGAGGCGACUACGCCGAACCCUAAUUAUGACUGCCUCAGUGUCCGAAGAUGGUGGUGUUUCCUGCUCUCGUCGAUCUUCACGUUCCUCGCGGGACUGCUCGUGGUGCUACUAUGGCGCGCGUGCGCGUUCGUCUGCUGUCACAAGGAGCCCGAGCUCGCGCCCAACGACCCCAAGCAGAAGGAGCAGAAGGCCGCGAGACAGGGCAAACAGGAGUUCGAGGGGACCUUCAUGACCGAAGCGAAAGACUGGGCCGGCGAACUCAUUUCCGGUCAGACCACCACCGGACGUAUUCUGGUAGUGUUGGUGUUCAUUCUGAGUAUAGCAUCGCUCAUCAUCUACUUCAUUGACGCAUCCAGGAAUACUGAAGAAGUCGAAAGAUGCCAGAAAUGGAGUGACAAUAUCACUCAGCAAAUCGACCUUGCCUUUAACAUAUUUUUUAUGGUCUACUUUUUUAUACGAUUUAUAGCGGCUAGUGACAAACUAUGGUUCAUGCUCGAGAUGUAUUCGUUUGUAGAUUAUUUCACGAUACCCCCAUCAUUUGUAUCGAUAUACUUGGACAGAACGUGGAUAGGUCUGAGAUUUCUCAGGGCUCUGCGUUUAAUGACCGUGCCUGAUAUUUUGCAAUACCUCAAUAUAUUAAAAACGUCAAGCUCAAUCCGCUUAGCGCAAUUAGUUUCUAUAUUUAUAUCAGUAUGGUUAACAGCCGCCGGUAUUAUUCAUUUGCUGGAAAACUCAGGGGAUCCGUUGGAAUUCGCUAACUCACAGAAGCUCUCAUACUGGACAUGCGUGUAUUUCCUUAUAGUGACGAUGUCCACAGUAGGUUACGGUGAUGUGUUCUGUCACACUGUACUAGGCAGAACCUUUUUGGUAUUUUUUCUCCUCGUUGGUUUGGCAAUGUUCGCUAGUAGCAUUCCCGAAAUUAUAGAGCUGGUAGGAAGUAGGUCCAAGUACAGUGGCGAGCUGAAGCGUGAACACGGAAAAAGGCACAUUGUUGUAUGUGGCCAUAUAACAUACGAAUCAGUGAGUCAUUUUUUAAAAGACUUCCUACACGAAGAUCGAGAGGAUGUGGAUGUUGAGGUGGUUUUUUUACACAGGAAACCGCCCGACCUGGAGCUCGAAGGCCUGUUCAAGAGACACUUUACCACUGUGGAAUUCUUUCAAGGCACCAUUAUGAAUCCAAUCGACCUGCAAAGGGUAAAAGUCCAUGAAGCAGAUGCUUGUCUGGUGCUAGCCAACAAAUACUGCCAGGAUCCGGACGCUGAGGACGCAGCCAAUAUCAUGAGGGUCAUUUCUAUCAAGAACUACUCCGACGAUAUCAGGGUCAUCAUACAGCUCAUGCAGUACCAUAAUAAGGCCUAUCUGUUAAACAUUCCAUCAUGGGAUUGGAAGCAAGGAGACGACGUGAUUUGCUUGGCGGAACUUAAACUCGGCUUCAUCGCCCAGAGCUGCCUCGCGCCUGGCUUCUCGACCAUGAUGGCCAACCUCUUCGCCAUGCGGAGCUUCAAGACGUCCCAAGACAUGGCUAUAUGGACUAAUGACUACAUGCGAGGUACCGGGAUGGAGAUGUACACAGAGACCCUUAGUCCUACGUUUAUCGGGAUGCCUUUCAUUGAAGCAGCCGAGUUAUGCUUUACGAAACUCAAGCUUCUUCUAUUAGCAAUAGAGAUCAAGGGAGAAGAGGGAGCCGAUAGCAAAAUAUCGAUAAACCCUCGCAACGCGAAAAUCCAUGCCAAUACCCAAGGGUUCUUCAUAGCGCAGUCGGCUGAUGAAGUCAAAAGAGCCUGGUUCUAUUGCAAGGCCUGCCACGAGGACAUCAAAGACGAAACACUCAUCAAGAAGUGCAAAUGCAAAAACUUAACGGCGCACCAGCGGAAGGUUGGAGCCGACAUAGUGGCGACAUUCAGGAAGGGUGUACGAGCCGUCCAGAUGGUUGGCAGGGCAAAUGAUCACCAUCCUCCCCCCACCUUCACGCCGCCAGAGUUGCCCAAGAAGGUCCAUGUUCGAGGCGAAAUCGCCCGCGAAAGGGGGGAAGAUACAAACUUAAUAAAUCGCAACCAUCGGAACGCGCCGACGGCGAUGCUGUCUCCAAUGGCGAACCAGCUGGUGAACACGACGACGACUCGGCAAGUCAACAAAGUAAAGCCGAACGUCAAUCGAGUACCGCCCGAUACGAAUCCUCAAGAUCAAGACACGAAUUACCAGGCCUAUCACCUUGCCUACGAAGUGAAAAAGCUCAUGCCUACUAGCAGAAGCAGUGGGGGUAAUCAGAACAGCAAUGGAGUUAGUCUGCCUGCUGGAUUGGCAGACGACCAGUCGAAAGACUUCGACUUUGAAAAGACUGAAAUGAAAUACGACUCAACAGGCAUGUUCCAUUGGAGCCCUGCCAGGAAUCUUGAAGAUUGUAUAUUAGACAGAAACCAAGCGGCUAUGACGGUUCUAAAUGGUCACGUGGUCGUCUGUCUAUUCGCGGAUCCAGACUCGCCACUGAUCGGCUUGAGGAAUCUCGUGAUGCCGCUAAGAGCCUCCAAUUUCCACUACCACGAGUUGAAACACGUGGUUAUCGUGGGAAGCGUCGACUACAUACGAAGGGAAUGGAAAAUGUUGCAGAAUCUUCCGAAGAUAUCUGUAUUGAAUGGUUCACCGCUAAGCCGGGCCGACUUGCGUGCAGUAAACGUGAACCUAUGCGACAUGUGCUGCAUCCUGUCAGCGAAGGUGCCAUCGAACGAUGACCCUACACUGGCGGACAAGGAAGCUAUCUUGGCUUCGUUGAACAUCAAGGCGAUGACGUUCGACGACACGAUAGGAGUGCUCAGCGCCGGCGCGGGAGCCAACGGCAGCAACGCGCAGCCGCUGCCGGGCCAGCCCCCCGCGCCCGUGCUGCUGCAGAGGAGGGGAUCCGUAUACGGUGCUAAUGUACCUAUGAUUACAGAGCUGGUGAACGAUAGCAACGUGCAGUUCUUAGACCAGGACGACGACGACGACCCCGACACGGAGCUGUACUUGACGCAACCGUUUGCCUGCGGCACUGCGUUUGCCGUCAGCGUACUCGACUCUCUCAUGUCCACUACGUACUUUAACCAAAACGCGUUGACACUGAUCCGUUCGCUGAUCACGGGCGGCGCGACCCCCGAGCUCGAGCUGAUCCUCGCCGAAGGCGCCGGGCUCCGCGGCGGGUACUCCACGCCCGAGAGUCUGGCCAACAGAGACCGGUGUAGAGUGGGCCAGAUAUCCCUCUACGACGGUCCCCUGGCCCAGUUCGGAGAGGCCGGCAAGUACGGGGACCUGUUCGUGGCCGCCCUCAGCACGUACGGGAUGCUGUGCAUCGGCCUCUACAGGUUCCGGGACACCUCGUCCUCGUGCGACGCGAGCAGCAAGCGCUACGUCAUCACUAAUCCCCCCGACGACUUCUCGCUGCUGCCCACCGACCAAGUGUUCGUGCUGAUGCAGUUCGACCCGGGCGUGGAGUACCGCGCGUCCCGCCGCGCCGCGCCCGCCCCCAAGGACGACGCCUCCUGACUAUUGCUGUGCAGCGCCCUCACCGACGGGCCCUACUCCUACAUCUAGGGGGCCCGGCGUCUCGACAAUCCCGCCCUGAACUGCCCAAACCCUCCACUGCACAAUCGAAACUUUUAACUCGAAGUUCUUUAAUUUGAGUUGGAGACGUGAUUGGAUACAGUUUGACGGUUAAAUCUCGUAUCACAUUUUCUGAUCCUUAUCAUUUAUAGAGUACCAGCG
Molecule: messenger RNA, 3862 nt
Organism: Bombyx mandarina (wild silkworm)
Lineage: Eukaryota; Metazoa; Arthropoda; Insecta; Lepidoptera; Bombycidae
Gene: slo
Product: calcium-activated potassium channel slo
Biological process (GO): potassium ion transmembrane transport
Cellular component (GO): postsynaptic membrane
Molecular function (GO): large conductance calcium-activated potassium channel activity
Source: RefSeq, a predicted model, not a curated record